AUGAGAUCGGCAGAGACUCCGUCUUCGCCCGCCUUCCCUGCCUUGGACCCCAUCAUCAUGGACGACGAGAUGGAGUCGACUUUCCGCAACGUGAAUAUGGAUUUCCUCGACCCCUCCAAAUUGGACAUGCCCUCCGACUCGGCUGGAGGCGACUUCGACGAUCUCUUCUCCCAUGUCACCCAUCACUCCGGAUCAAACGGUUCUCAAGAGUCGUUCAAACACUAUCAGCAUCAACACCCCCUGAGGAAGCAGCCGGUAGUGGCUGCGGACUCUCCCGCCGAAUCUCCCGACGCUUCAAGCCGCAGCUCCUCUUCGGAAUCACCGCGAAACCAUUUGCGUCACGCUUCUAUUGCGUCCUCCAACUCUGCGGCCCAUAGCGAGAAUCGAAUGGUCUCAAAUGGAUUCACAACGGAUGACUGGAUGCGCCCCGACCUCUCAUCGGUUAAAGAGGAAUCGCCAUUCACGAUAGAACCUUCAUACCCGGUAAAUGGGGAUAUUUCCAUGGAUCACCCAGACUUGGAGUUCAGCAACAAGGCCAUGGAUGCGGCCUUUGACUUUGAAAGUGCCGCCAGCAGUCCCAGUCCGCUGAAGAUGGAAACUUCAACCCAGAUCAACGGACAUAAGAUGGCCAAGGCGGCGAAACCUUGGAAGAGUUCCGAUGCAUCAUCCGUUCCCACGUCUGCAUCGAAGGAAGCGCACUCGGCUCCCUCGGUUCCUCGAGGUGAUACACCCAUGUACGCUUUCGGCUAUGACUUGAGAGAGCAUACACCCUUCGCAAAUCAGUUCACAAAUGGCCGAGAUGAGCUGCCUGCGACUCAGUGGAAUGGCCAGUCCCCGUCUUCUCUGUUGGAGGAAAGCUUCGGCGGCAUCAACAUGAAUGGACAGUCUCCCAUGAAUACAUCGAUGUCUCCAAAUGUGAACUUUGGCUCGCCGCAUUCAUUUCCAUUCCCGGGAAAUCUCGCCUCAUCACAGGCCCCAUCACAGGCCCAGCCUCAACAGGCGGACGUUCCGAAGAACAAGAAGCCUGUAUUGACCGUACAUCCUACGUCUCUCAAGUCCCGUGUGGAAACACAAAUUCCGAUCCGAUUGACUCUUUCGCCGCUACCAACCGGCGUCAAGAAGUUGCGCCUGCCUUCAUACACCAUUUCCAAACUCAAAUUUCUCGCCCCUCCUUCGACCGAAACCUCCGCAGACACGCUGCAACUCUACACCAGCUUGGUUUGCACUAGUGCCAUGCAAGACCGAGAGAAGCUCAGGCGAGCUUUCGCACGCACCAGAGGUGAAAGAAAAUUGAGCGGCGGCAGCGAUCAAGAUGAAGAGCGUCCCUUGGAUGGCGGAGAUGUCAAGAUCUGCGCUGGCUGCAUUCAAAGAGAGCGGAAACGAGCCUCACGAAAGAAGCAGCGAAAGCCAGAGGAGGAUGAGCUGUUUCAAAAAGACGAAGAAAAACGAGUCAUUGUUUUCAACACGAGCGAAAUCAAGGAGUGGACCGAGCCACCAAAGCCAUCUGCCACUGGUCAUGGUGAAACGCCACCGACACCUCCGGGCGCGAUGCAGGUUGAACUCCCAAUGCGGAUUGCCUGUUACUGUAGGCAUCAGAACGAGAAACUCGGCUUUCAGGUCAUAUUCACCAUCAAGGAUCAUCUGAACAACGUCGUGGCGCAGGCGAUAACCAAUUCAAUCAUGAUUACUGAUGAUCACAAGACUCAGGCACCUUCAGCUCCUCCGAUGACUGCACCCUCCUCAGUAUCAGACGGGAAUCAAAUGCCUGGUGUCACUGUCUUUUCUUCGGGUGAGAAUAGCAAACAGGGAAUAGGCGCCUUUGGCUCUCCACAAUCACCCACGGAUCUACAGGGCCUCCAGCAGAGAUUCAACUCCCAGUACCAGCUCACGCCAAGCUCAUUUGCUGCCGCGCACAAUAUGUCCAAUAGCGUUCAGUCCUCAUCUCAGACUCCUCGGAGUCUAUCCCGACAGACGUCCCCAACGGACUUCCAAGGCCCCUCAACAAAGCGACGAAAGCACAGCAACUCGGGUCGAUUGCCCUCUGAGCUGACAAUGACUCGCAUGGAAGGCGGCCAGAUAUCAAGCGCGAGUAUGGGCAAUGUCGCACAUCUCGCUGCUGGCCGGGGCUUCGCUUCGCCUACCGAGAGGCCAUUCGUGGCGCCCUCGUCAAUGGCUGGGCAAUUAGGCAGUGGACUUCCUACGCCCACUCACAAUACUGAAAACAACCCGUUCUUCAACCCCACGCCUGCACAGCGGCAAAGUCUAGACCAUCUAGCGCAGCAAAAUCUGGUCUCCGCACCCAACUCUGCCCAGCCCAGUCGUCCCGGGACCCCUGGUGGGUCUGGGCGCAACGCCUUCCAGGAACAGAAUUUGGCGCUUGCGCUGGGUGCGACGUCUGCAAAUCAAAUCUGGCCUUCUCUCACAACCACUCCCGCACGUCUUCCUUCCGUGAUCCACAAAUUGGUGCCUGCCGAGGGUUCCAUCACAGGAGGCACUGAGGUCACGUUGCUGGGAAGUGGCUUUUACCCUGGCAUGGAAGUUGUGUUUGGAGAUACUCUGGCAACUACCACCACCUUCUGGGGGGACAAGUGUCUCAAUUGCCUUACGCCUCCAGCCCUCCAGCCCGGACUGGUCGCAGUGGUCUUCAAACACGAACAUCCAACGUUUGGACAGGUCCAGCAACCUCAGCCGCUUAUGCCUAAGCAGCAGCUGUUCUUCCGGUACGUGGACGAUCGAGAGCUGCAGAUGUACCGCUUGGCCCUCAACAUCCUCGGGCAGAAAUUGGGAAGCCAGGCGGAUGCCUUCCAGACCGCUCAGCAAAUCAUGGGAGGCGAUCCGAAUGCUAUCUUCAACAUGCAGAAGGAUAUGUCAGGAGCUGGGAACCCUGGCGGUCACCAACGUCAGGUGCCCGGGCACGAGUCCCAAGGCAAGCUUAGCGAUCUUGACUCGAAGAUGCUUACUUACCUCGAGUACAUCGAUCUGGAUGACAAUCCUCGUCCGCCACGCUACAACUCCCGCAGCGCUACUGGGCAGACUCUUCUUCAUCUCGCUGCUUCGCUCGGCUUGACUAGAUUUGUUGCAGGUCUCUUGGCUCGUGGGGCCAAUCCCGAUAUUCAGGACCAGACUGGCAACACACCCAUGCAUCUCGCUGCUCUGCACGGCCAUGCUCACUUGAUCAAUCGACUUCGCCUGGCGGGGGCUAAUGCCAAUGCCCGUAGCGUGCGUGGGUUCACGCCUGCGGAUCUGGCGACAAAUCUUCCCGCGCACCAGGCUGCUCUACUACCUUCGCGUCAUUACCGCUCCCGGAGCGUUGGUUCCAUUACAACUCGACGCAGACAGAGCAGCUCCGCCUCGCUCAGCUCCCUCUGGGGAACCUCGUCGUCAUCAGGAUCAUUGGACCACACUGUUGAUGACUUUGACCAAACCGACGAUAGUGAGGACGUCGAUAGCGAAGACUCCGAUACGCCUCUGUAUCUCAGUCGCUCUCGUCGUUCAAGCGUGCACCAAGAUGCUAUGCCAGCUGAUGUGGAUGCUGCUGAGCAACCUGCUGCACCUGAUGCCCGGGGUUUCUCAACAGCCGCAAUCGUCGCCUGGAGAAACCAUCUUGCGGCUCAAAUCAAUCAGUUCCAGCAGAGUGUCGCGAGUGCAUUCCCCAAUAUCCCUGCUCUACCGCCUAUGCCCGCUAUGCCCACGAUGCCGGCCAUGCCAGCCAUGCCAGACUACCAAGCCAAUCAGGUGAUGCGUCGAAUCACUAACUUGGUACCCCACCGUCCUACUGCGCGAGACGGAUGGUGGGAUCUACUGAAGGGUAACACUGCUGUACAGUCUCAAAACCAGCCGCCUUCAUACGAUGAGUUGUAUCCUCAUCAACAGGAUGUUGCCGAGGCGAUUGACAUGAAGAAAUCAUCGCUUUUGCAUGCUGCUGCCGAGGCAGCCCUGGACCAACAUUUCGAAGCCCAAGACAGGGUUCCCGUCGCCUCAUCAUCCACAGUUGCAGCCAGCACUGGGCAGAACUCUAACUCGACAAAGGAUGAUCUCAAGGACAUCACCAUUGGAAGCAAACUUCUUUCUCGAGAGCAGCAGAAGCAUCUCAGAGAGCACCAGGCUCGCCGCAUGAAGGGUCUCGGCAGUGAUCGAAACCUCUACUUCAUCUGGAUCCCUCUUCUACUUCUGGUCAUGUGUGCUUGGAUUCGUAAUUACGUGCCCGGAAUUUGGCAAGGCGUCACUGAUGCCUAUCACUUUGUGAAAUCCCGCUACGCACAGCAGGCUGUGACAGCAGGCAUCUAA
Molecule: messenger RNA, 4287 nt
Organism: Penicillium diatomitis
Lineage: Eukaryota; Fungi; Ascomycota; Eurotiomycetes; Eurotiales; Aspergillaceae
Product: putative membrane-tethered transcription factor (SPT23)
Exons: 3
Coding region: 1-4287 (1428 amino acids)
Molecular function (GO): protein binding
Source: RefSeq, a predicted model, not a curated record